AUGCCGAGCAGACAGUAUUUAAGUGGCAAUAAGAAAAGACAACUUGCGAAAGAAAGAGAUGAAAAAAUACGCAAACUUCCCAAAUUGACAACAUUUUUUUCUCCACGUGCGUCGUCAUUAGAAGAAAAUGACACUUCACAGAAAAAUAAUGAGAACGAGAACGAUGAUACUAUUUGUGACAAAUAUGAGGCAGUUGAUAAGAUUGACCAAGGUGAUCCUAAUGAUGAAAUUCAGGAUAAAGAAAUUAAAGCUGAACCUACUCAAAAUGAUCACUCAGUGCACGAAGACAAUAAUUCAACGCUACAGAUUAAUGUAGCAGAUACAAUUGCUAUCCAUCAAGAUCCAGCUUUAUGGACACUUAAAUUGAAUCAAAACAAUUUUGAACGCGAAAAGUACUUGGAUAAAGGAUGCAAGUUUUUUCAAAACAAAAACGAUAGUUUCAUCAAAUCGCGCAUUGUAGCAGUAAUCCGUUUCUUAGUUGAACGAGGAUUGCCAUUUCGUGGUAAGAAUGAAGUCUUUGGUUCUCCAAACAAUGGAAACUACCUCGGAAUUUUGGAGCUAAUAGCUGAGUUUGAUUCGACAUUGAAAGCACAUAUUGACACAUACGCGCACAAAGGUCGAGGUACGGUGUCUUACUUAUCAAAAACAAUAUGUGAAGAAUUUAUAAACUUGAUGGCUGAGCAGGUAGUACAACACAUCAAAAAUGAAAUUAGUCAAGCCAAGUACUGGGGUCUCGUUAUUGAUUCAACGCCUGACAUUGCGCAUGUUGACCAAUUCUCCGUUGUUUUUCGUUACUAUUUGAACGAGCAUGUGUAUGAGCGAUUUUUUUGCUUUUUGCAAGUAGGCAGCCACAAAGGUAUAGAUAUGAAAAAUGCCAUUUUAAAACUGCUAGAAGAACAUGAAAUCAAUAUAGCAGGUUGUCGUGCUCAAACAUAUGAUAACGCGAGAAACAUGUCCGGUCAUAUUAAAGGACUGCAAGCUUGCUUAAAAGAGCUGAAUAAACUAGCUUUUUAUGUACCAUGCUGUGGGCAUUCUUUAAAUUUAGUUGGGGAAUGCUGCGUUUUCGAUUGUACCAUAGCUGCUUUAUUUUUUCAUCUCUUGCAAGGUUUGUACAACUUUUUUACAGCCUCUACAUACAGAUGGGAAAUUCUAGAUUCAAAAGUUUCCGAUUUAUCGGAAACUAGAUGGUCAUGUAGAGGAGAUGCUACAAAAGACUACGUCAAUAAUUUUGAUAAGAUCUUGGUUGCUCUAGAAAAAAUAUCUGAAGAUUGCGAACAAAAACCAGUAGCAAGACAAGAGGCUGCUGGACUAUUGAAAAGUAUGAAAAAGCUUGAAAACGCUAUAAUGGCAGUGUUAUGGAACAAGAUAUUGAACAGAUUUAAUGCUACGAGUCAGUACUUGCAAAAAAUCAAUGUAGAUCUUGUAUCUGCAAAUGCAAUGCUGUUAUCUCUGAUCGUUUUUGUUUCAGAUUUGCGUGAUGAAUUUCCAACAAUUGAGGCUGAAGCAAAAGCUCUGAGUGAAUCAGUAAACCAAGAUUACACAGACGCAAGCAAAAGGCGAAUAACACGCAAGUUGGCUGACAAGGAUACGCAAUCCGAAACUUCAAACGGCUCUGAAAAAUUUAGAAUUGAAACAUUUUAUGUUAUUUUUGAUAGAUUAGUCACAGAAUUGAAAAAGCGAAGUGAAGCAUAUAGUUUUAUCACAAAUUUGUUUGGAUUUUUAACUCAGUUGAUGAGUAUUGAUGGCGCAGAAUUAGAGAGAAAAGCGAGAGAACUUAUAGAAGUGUAUCCAGAUGAUCUAGACGAAGACUUACUAAUAGAAUUAAGGCAAUUUGUACCGCGUGUCAGAACACAAACUGCCGGAUUUUUCUCGAAUCGCACGUGCGAAAAUAUCAGAACAAAUGAUAACACGAUCUGUCCUAUAUUAGUCCUGAAUUGGAUAGCUGAAAAUGGUAUGGUACCAAUUUUCCCAAAUGUGUACGUUGCGUAUAGACUACUCGUGACUAUUCCUAUAGCCAACUGCGAAACUGAGCGAUCGUUUUCUGUGUUAAAGCGAAUAAAAGAUUUGCACAGAUCCACUAUGCUUCAUGACAGACUAUCGGCACUGGCUGUUCUCACCAUUGAAAAGGAACUACUUAGAUCACUUAAUUUCGAUAAAUUAAUUGAAGAGUUUGCAAAAUCAAGAAGUAGAAGAAAGGCCUUUUAA
Phymastichus coffea is the source of this 2205-nucleotide messenger RNA. RefSeq names its product zinc finger MYM-type protein 1-like. Gene Ontology annotation, molecular function: protein dimerization activity. The record is from RefSeq and is a predicted model, not a curated record. The coding region runs from base 1 to 2205 and encodes 734 amino acids. The transcript has 3 exons. NCBI's taxonomy places the organism in Eukaryota, Metazoa, Arthropoda, Insecta, Hymenoptera, Eulophidae.